Molecule: messenger RNA, 4881 nt
Organism: Neoarthrinium moseri
Lineage: Eukaryota; Fungi; Ascomycota; Sordariomycetes; Amphisphaeriales; Apiosporaceae
Exons: 1
Coding region: 1-4881 (1626 amino acids)
Biological process (GO): positive regulation of GTPase activity; negative regulation of TOR signaling; regulation of small GTPase mediated signal transduction
Cellular component (GO): cytoplasm; TSC1-TSC2 complex; nucleus
Molecular function (GO): GTPase activator activity
Source: RefSeq, a predicted model, not a curated record
AUGUUGCGGCGCAUAGUGUCCCUCGGCCAGCAGGCCGCUGAAGGGCAAGCCGAAGCCGACGACAAUAUGUCUCCCUCGCCUGGGGAAGAGGUCCAGUCACCUCAGGACUCGAAGAACUCGGGAGGACUCGCCAGCGUCUUCAAGGGCCUUGCCAGUGCUACCAAGCUGACCAGAUCGACACCGUCUCCUGUGCAGUCCUCCGGUCCGUCCAUGAACACCAACCUUGCCGAGCAGCUUAACGAUGCCAAGGCGGUCCAUGGCCUGCCUCCCCACCAUGUGGACGCUUUUGAUCAGCUCCGGAGAGGUUCGAUCAGCGAACGGGUUGCCGCAGCCCAGCAGCUUCGACAUGCUGUAGUGGACUAUCCCCUGAACCCAGUUCUCGAUAUAUGGUACGCCGCCAAGGACAUGAUCGACCCGAGUAACGCCAGAGCUACACGGACUGCCGGAUGGGAGCUUCUGACUGCCUGCGUCAAGCACGACUCUUCAACUGAUCUUGAGCGUAAGGAGUACUUCCAGACCAUUACAGCUCCUGCACACCCCGAAGACUUCCACCUGCAGCUUGCCGCGCUCGUGGACCUGACCAACCAUGCCCGAAUCCUUUCCGGCUUCGAAUAUGACGUCUUUCCGCUGGUGACUUUCUGGCUGCGAAGCAAGUUUGACUCGGUCCGAGUAGCUAGGAAGCAGGCCUCACGGUCCAAAGGAAAAGCCGUCGCAUCUGGCGAGGACAAGGACUUCGCAGAGCUCUUUGCGUACACAACCGACCUGGUGAAAUUCAACUUUGGCGUGAUUGGCGACGAUGCUGCACGGGCUUUGAUCGACGCAAUGCUCAAGAUCUGUAUGAAUACGAGUGGUUCUGAGGACCUGAAGGCCUGCAUUGGGGUUCUGGGCGCCAUUGUGACCUUCGGCGCCAUUCCCAAUGAUAAGUUGAAGGACUGCGUCCAGGUCCUGAGCUCCAUCCAUUGUCUGGUUCCCAGCCUCCAGAAAGACUCAUGGCACGCUCUGAGCAUGCUGUGUAGGUCACACAACGGGCAUGCCGUCGUGAGGCUUCUGUUGGCGGUGCUGAAUAGCCUCCCCGCCGACGCUGACAAGAAGAAAGAGGGCAUUCGUGAAGUCCGAGGUGCACUGUCUGUGUUGCAUAAGCUCGUUUCUAAGAAUACGGAUAAGGGCUAUCCUGCUGUCCCGUACGGGCUUCUAGUCGAUGGGCUCUCAACCGUAGUCAAGACUACUGCGAGCUGGAAGAUACACUUGGAUGUAUUGCGUCUUACAAAUGUGUUGUUCAACGAUCCCAAGGGCAAUGUGAACCCGAUGCUCAGCGAUGAGGACUGGGCGGCUUUGUUCGAGGUCGUUGUCGCGUGUAUCCAAUCAUUCGUGUCUUCAGCCUCAACAACAGCUACCGACGACCUAGCGCGGUCUUCAGCCACGCGAGAAAACUCAGACACGUCCGAAGCUAUCUUGUUCAGAGAGGUUAUCGGUCUUGUAUCUCGCUUGGAGGUGCUUCUUACGGAGCAGCGCACUCUGCUGCAGCGACAGGAUUGCAUUACCUUCUUCACCAAGAUCAACAAGAUUCUCCCUGAUUCAGCUGCCACACUCGUCCUGGACUAUUUCAAACAGUUUAGGUGCUGCUACCCAUCCGACCUCGAGUGGGAAGCCAACUUGCGGCUGGUUCUUGACGUACUUUUCGCCAACCGGGCCCGCUCAUCACAGCUUCGAGUUCAGGCUCUGCAAGUAGUGACAGAAGUCUACGACAUGGUCGAGCUAGUACACGAGCAGCUCGAACCGGACUUUGUUCCAAAUUUGGUGAAGAGUCUGCUAAGGGACAUUGCGGAAGAGGUAGACAUAGAUGUUCUCCAGGAUAUUGUCUCGUUCACUACCACGAUUGCGAGUACAGCAGCUCACCCGCUCUUCAACUAUAUUAUCGAUACUCUCCACACUGUCUUGGUUGCUGAUCCCCUACGCUCGCCUGUCUCGCCACCCGCAUCCAGACCUCCUAGCGCAACGACAGCUCCCGACCAGGCAAGAGGCACAGUAGGCCAGACGCCUUCCAACGUUGUAGCGAGAGGCUAUGUACAAAUAUUCAUGCGCGUCAUGCACAGCGAUGUGACCAAGGCCAUUCGAAUAUUCCAUCUUCUGGUGGCCAUGGCCAGGACCAACACAGGCGAAACUGAUGCCCGCCUGACCGCAAUGAAGCUGUUGUUCCGACUACGUGCCGAUUGGGCAAAUCGUGUCUACAUCACCACAUUUACGGAGACCGAGAAUCUCGCGACCCUCUUGUACCGCACCGAUGGAUCCCUUGCCAAGAGGCUGAACGAAGAAACUGUCCAGGCCGGCCGACUCUCACGAGGGGAGUUAGGCGGCCCUGGUCGUGUCUCACGAGGCGUAUCGUUCGGUCAAGGCCAACCUCAGGAACGGAGUUAUUCUGACCGAAGCUUCUCUGUCAGAUCUGGUAGCAGUGCUAAAGGUGCUACCCCGAAAUACCAGCAAACCUGGUCUGCGUCAGAUUUGGACGUUCUUCCAGAAGCACCUUCACGAACGGCGAGCACCGUGUUGUACUCCGACCGGCUCAGCAAUGUCCCAGAGGACCAUGAGGAUGCUGCUGCAGUCGACGCGACAUUGCCAACCUUCGAAUGGCUUGACGCAGUCAUCGAUUUGGUUCAGCAUGGUUGUGACUGGGAGUUAUACAGUUAUCUCCUGGUGUAUCUCCCCUCUCAAUUGAGCAAUCAUGGGAUUUUCAGGGGUGCAAUCAACCAGAUCUUGGAGCUUCGCAAAACCGUAUGUGAACUGAUAAGAACGAAUAGUUUUUCAGAGCCUCCAAGCACCAUGGGACUGCGACGUGCUGAUGUGGCGAUAUGCCUCUUCCAUACACUCACUAUGGUUAUCAGCUACCACCACCACUUCCAGAAGGCCGAAGAGGAUGAGAUUGUGAGUACGUUUGUUCGGGGAAUCGCCACGUGGGAGCGCUGUGCCAAGUGCUGUAUUCACGCUCUCUCCAUCUGCUGCUACGAGCUCCCAAUGUCGACGAGCAAGGCCCUGGUAACCAUUCUGCAGAGGAUGUCCCAGAUUAUUACUCAGCCUUCGGUUGCUAUCCAUAUUCUUGAGUUCUUAGCCUGUCUUGCCAGACGUCCAUCGCUGUACGUCAACUUCAGAGAGGAAGAAUACCGCAUCGUCUUUGGUAUCUGCUCCCGGUAUCUGCAGUAUGCUAGAGAAAAGAGGCAGUCUUCCCGCAUGAGUACCGCAAGCGAUCCGACGACCCCUGUCUUUGGGACGGCCACUCUCUCCAUCGAUGGCCAAGGCCACCCGAACGCAUCUGACGAUCUCCCCCAAUACGUUUACGCGUUGGCAUACCACGUCAUCACUUUCUGGUUCCUCGCAUUGAAGAUUCCCGAUCGUGUGAACUAUGUGGGGUGGAUCACCAAGAACAUCUUCACUGAUAUCGACGGAUCUCAGGUGGCCGAAGAGCAAGCGCAAAUCACAAUUGACUUCAUGCAGCGCGUUGCGUUUGCCGAUAUCGAGGAAUCAGAGGAUGAUACCUUCUUUACGGAGGGUCACUACGGCGAAAUUACUAAGAAGAGGUGGCUGAUAGGGAACAGUAUUGUGACGGUGGAGCAAACCUUGGCAUCUGGAUGGGCGCAGAUCACGAAACGACAACCGUCCGGAACGUCGUCCUAUACCAUUAAAGAAUCGUUGAAGCCGCCCCCUGCACAUCAAGAGCGCCUCGGCAACGAGAUAGUGGGCCGGGAUGGGAAUCCAGACCGGGGCAUCAGAGUUCUUCCCAGCCAUAUCCUGAUGCAAAUUCUGUCCGCUUUGCCUCAGUGUACGGAUCAAGCGCGUCCUAUUCCUUUACCAGACGAUGAGACGGUUAACAGGGCCAUCAAGCUGUUCGACCUCAAUUCAACCGUCGAUGGCCACAAAGUCGGUGUCAUCUACAUCGGCGAGAACCAGACGCAGGAAGCCGAGAUUCUGGCAAACGUGUCUGGAAGCAGGGAAUACGUCGAGUUCCUCGAUGGACUAGGCACCUUGAUCAAACUUCAAGACGCAAAAUUCAACACGCAGGGACUCGAUCGCCAGUAUGGGAUGGAUGGAGAGUUCGCUGUUUGCUGGAGAGAUCGCGUAACCGAGAUAGUGUUCCAUGUCACGACACAGAUGCCGACGAAUCUUGAGCGUGAUCCACAGUGUACUUACAAGAAGCGACACAUCGGCAACGAUUUUGUCAACAUCAUCUUCAAUGAUUCGGGGCUGCCGUUCAAAUUCGACACUUUUCCAUCGGAGUUCAACUUUGUCAACAUUGUUAUUUCUCCCGAAUCUCGAGCCUCGUUCGUUGCUACUAGACAGAGAGCACCGAAGAGCGUGAGAGAAUCCUUUUACAACGUUCAGGUUCUAAGCAAGCCAGGCUUCCCUGAGAUCUCGCCUGCCUCGGAUACAAAAAUACUCAGCUUGAAAGCCCUUCCCGACUUCAUUCGGCUAGUGGCACUCAAUGCGUCUGUGUUCUCUCUAGUCUGGGCCAGCCGUGCGGGUGGCGAGCACAUCUCAUCAUGGCGAAACCGCUUGCGAGAGAUUCUCCGUCUGAGAGACAAGUAUGGAGCGAAAAACACCGCCCAUGGCCCAUCUCCAUCGCCCCCUGGCACAGCUCUGAGUGGACUGCCUACACUAAACGCUGCAUCUGUUCACUUCGACACGAGCAGACCUGGGAGCACCGUGCGCGAUAGUUUCAGCAGCUUACGACGGUCCUCGGUAGCUACUUUCUUCUCGAAUACGAGCGAGCCCAACACCCACUCACACAGGUCAUCAACCCUCUCCACCGCUCCCACCGAGAGCACCGAAACCAUGCAUCCCGGCAGCUGCGACACCCUUGUCGACAAACUCGACUUCUCCAAGUGGGCCUAG